This is a messenger RNA of Enterobius vermicularis (human pinworm), 630 nucleotides long. Lineage: Eukaryota; Metazoa; Nematoda; Chromadorea; Rhabditida; Oxyuridae. The record is from the annotation of a GenBank genome assembly.
AUGUCGUACAGUUGGUCAGCAUUUUUAUUGAUAGCCUCUGGAUGGUUAGCAACUGUAACUUGGACUCAACAUGUACCCGACGUCUCACAGGUGGCUGCUUUAACAGAGAAUGCUCAGAAGUUUCUUGAACUUUAUGGACUGGCGACACAGCUGAUGAAUCUAGGCGGUAGUAUUAUCAACAAUGCUCAGGAUAGUAGCCGAACUGGAAGCAGCUUAUACGGUAAUUCAAAAUAUGGGAUGUCUUCCAACGGUAUAUUUGGAGAAGUUAUUAAGCCACAGCUAAAAGCUGUUAACAACUACGAAUUCCCAAAAUCUUCAUAUGCAUUCUCUGAAUACGGCGGCGGACCUCUAGGAAGUGGAUCUGGCAAUACUCAGUCUGCAAAGCAAUCCGGACUUGAAAUGCUUUUAAAUCAAUUUUUAGGAUCUUCAGUGUCGUCUUCCUCGUCAUCGCCAUCAUCGUCAUCACCAAUGAGUCUUGGUAACUUUUUCUCGUCUUCCUAUCAACCAGAACAUACUUCUACCGGUUCCAACAUUGACAGCAUUGUUAAUGCUUUGGUAAGAAGUGGAGCAAAACGGGUAACUCCUGAUGGUGAGGGUAAUCAGAAUUUGCUAACUCAAUUUUUCGGCUAA